This is a messenger RNA of Diceros bicornis minor, 4040 nucleotides long. RefSeq names its product GTP binding protein 8 (putative) (gene GTPBP8). Gene Ontology annotation, cellular component: mitochondrion. Bases 1 to 876 code for a protein of 291 amino acids. The record is from RefSeq and is a predicted model, not a curated record. The transcript is spliced from 6 exons. Gene Ontology annotation, molecular function: GTP binding. NCBI's taxonomy places the organism in Eukaryota, Metazoa, Chordata, Mammalia, Perissodactyla, Rhinocerotidae.
AUGGCCGCACCCGGGCUGUGGCCAGGUAUGGGCAGGCUCCUUGAGAUGCCGGCGGCGCUGAGGCGCAUGAGCCGACCUUACAGCACGUUCCAGGCCUUCGCGGAGGUUCUGCGGCUGCCAAAGCAGCAGCUGACGAAGCUCGUGUUCCCGCUACAGGACCUCGAGCGGCAGCUCGUCCCGGACUCGAAGUCCGAGCUUCACCUGAAGAUCUUCGACCCGAACCUGGAGGAGAUCGCGAGGGCGGAGAGCAUCUUCACGGCCACCCCCCGGAACCGCAUCGAGUACCUCAGCUCCGCCGAGCGGCUGGACCACGCCCCGGACCUCCCCCGCCCGGAGGUGUGUUUUAUAGGCAGAAGCAAUGUUGGAAAAUCUUCUCUAAUAAAGGCUUUAUUUUCACUGGCCCCAGAGGUUGAAGUCAGAGUCUCCAAAAAACCGGGGCACACAAAGAAAAUGAAUUUUUUCAAAGUUGGAAAAUAUCUUACAUUGGUGGACAUGCCAGGUUAUGGCUAUAGAGCACCUGAAGAUUUUGUUGACAUGGUAGAGACCUAUCUCAAAGAACGAAGGAAUUUGAUGAGAACAUUUUUGUUAGUGGAUAGUGUUGUCGGAAUUCAAAAAACAGACAAUAUUGCCAUAGAAAUGUGUGAAGAAUUUGCGUUACCUUAUGUGAUGGUAUUAACAAAAAUUGACAAAUCUUCCAAGGGACAUCUUUUAAAACAAGUGCUUCAGAUCCAGAAAUUUGUUGACACUAACACACAAGGAUGUUUUCCUCAGUUGUUUCCUGUGAGUGCUGUGACGUAUUCUGGAAUCCAUCUGUUGAGAUGCUUUAUAGCAAAUAUAACAGGAAAUCUUAAGACUGAUGGCAUCCAGUUUAGCUGAAGAUUCAAAAUUCUUUGUGCCAGUUGGAGUUAAACACCCAAGUUUCAACAUUGUUUUAAAUGUUGUGUAUCUGUAACUUGCCGAAGGAUCACUUCAGCUUUCUUUUUUUUGUUUGUUUGUUUUUGGUGAGGAAGAUCAGCCCUGAGCUAACAUCCAUGCCAAUCCUCUUUUUGCUGAAGAAGACUGGCCCUGGGCUAACAUCUGUGCCCAUUUUCCUCCACUUUAUAUGGGACGCUGCCACAGCACGGCCUGACAAGUGGUGUGUCGGUGCGCGCCCAGGAUCCGAACCUGGGCUGCCAGCAGAGGAAGGCGCGCACUUAACUGCUACGCCACGGGGCCAGCCCCAGGAUCACUUCAGCUUUAAAACUUGCAUCUUCCUGAAGCAAGAAUGAAUUUAUGCCUGGGGGACAAAAGGUUUAUAAAUGAUUGGAUUAUGCCAUUCAUUAGAACAUAUGCUAGCAGUUUUUCCUGUUUUAACAAACUGACAAGAGCAUAUAGAAGUCCAUAAAAGGAAAACCUGUUUACUGCUGUGUAGAGAAGGUUUGCCAUGUUAUUUAUUGGGCUCUUGUUUUUUAAAGAAAACAUCUAUUAUGUAUAUUUUUUUAAAUAUUAAAAUGGACUAGGUAACAAGGGGCUACUUUUCUGUUAAGCACUGAUAAGUAGGUUGAAUAUAAAUGCUCUUAUGUAUGCCUAUAAUUUAUCUUUUUUCUGAGUCCUUAUUUAAAUAUAAAAAUUAUUCUUGAUAAAAUUUCCGUCAGUCCAUGCUGGAAACACCAGUCAGUUCAGGCUGGGAUCAGUCACCUUCAGGUGACCACAGGAUGCAGAAUCAGAAGACCAGAAUUCAAGUUCCAGUUCUAAUAUUUAUUCUAUGUUGGAUCUUGGGCAAGUUACUUGACUUCUGUGAGUUUCAUUUGUAACUAACCUCACAAGCUGUGAAGAUUACAAUAUUAUGUGUGACAGGGACAUCUGCAUAUUCUGCAUAUUUGUAAAGCAAAACCAACCCAGGGAUACAGCAAAAUUCACAGGUAGAUUUAUCACAGAAAACAUCCUGUCAUGGAGGAAGUAACAUUUUGCCUACUGAAAGAUAAAAAACAAAAACUAGUUUUAAGUGAGAAAACUGAUUUGCAAAGGGCAAGAGAAGAAAGUUGUUAGGACAGUUUAGAAUUGGCACGUUGAGAUUCAGAAUGGAAAGAUAAAGCCUUACUUUGAACUAAAGUUAAUGGAAAAGAUUUAUGACCUGUUCAUAUAAGUGGCUUAGCUUUUCAAAGUAAGGCUGAGUAUUAAAAGGUUAUAGCGAUAGUGCUGGAUAAAAAAUUAAGGCUGUAAAACAAUUUUGUGGUUUUUUUAGAAAAUUCAAUUCUGAAUAUAUUUUCAGUUGUUUUAUAGUUGAUAGUGCUGGUCAUUUCUAACCAGCAGGGUUAAGCUAAAAAACUUUUUAUACAGGCAUUCACAAAGUAAAAUAUAUGGUGACAAUAGAAUUAUCUUAAGAAGUCAUCCUUCUGCCUGCCAGUAUUGCUUUACUGCUUCUCUUAGUCUUGGUUCUCCUAAAAGCAGAGCCCAAGGCAAAAGCUUGCACACAGUUUGUUUGGGAAGUGAUCCCAGGGAACAGGAGUGAUGGAGAAAUGGAACAGAAGGGAGGGAAGCCAAUCAAGGCUGCAUUGAGUUGGACACCAAUUUUGAGGGACCUUCUGAGGAGCUUUAUAAAAUGUACCUCUGAACUGUCUUUGAAUAGGGGAGAGGGCAGUCCCACACCUCUCCCAAGUUGUACAUGCCCAAGGGCUAGGCAAUUCCUGCAGCUCAUCAGAAGCCAGGAGGCAGGAAGUGAGGUCCCUGGAGCAGGAGGUAAGGCGCAAUUGUCCAGUCCUACUUGAAACUGGGGCCACUGUAGUUGCUGAAGAAAGAAGGCUAAGAGGAUUUGAAGUGACACAUGGGAGGUCUCACCACUCUUAGAGAUGAUCUGAGUGUUCUAAUGCCACCAGAAGUGAUAAAAUUGGUAUUCACUAUGAUGAUAGUAACAGUUUCUAAUCUAAGUUGUGGUUUUGUAUAUUUUAGAUUUCACUUUUAAAAACUUAAAACAGGGCCACCCAGUGGUUAAAGUUUGGCGUGCUCCACUUUGGCGGCCCCACGUUCAGUUCCCGGGCGUGGAACCACAGCACCUGUCUCUCAGUAGCCAUAUUGUGGUGGCAGUUCACACAGAAGAACCAGAAGGACUGACUUACUACUAGAAUAUACAACUAUGUACUGGCGCUUUGGGGAGGACAAAAAAGAGAGGGAGAGGAAAAUUAGCAACAGAUGUUUGCUCAGGGUGAAUCUUCCCCAGCACAAAAAAAAAAAAAAAACUUUAAAUAUUUGAAUUUAAAUUGGGAAAAUUAACUGAUAUAGAAUACUACAUUCCUUAUAAAUUAUCAUUUUGUGGACACGUGAAACUUUUUACUAUUUUUCCCAGAAUUGUAAAGGGCAGGAGAUGGGAGAAGGAGAUGAAAAAACUUACUCCAAAGGAACAUUAAUGAAGUAGAAAAAAAAUGCUAGGCUUAUAGUCCAAUCCAGGCUUUAUAGUUUUACCUCCUUGGACAACUCACCGAGCCACUCUGGUUUUUCCAAUGAGGGAUAACCUCCAAAGUCUCUUUCAACUGUAAAAGUUUAUGAUUCUUGAACAAUAAUGCCACUUCAGAUGAAGGAACCUACGCCCAGGGAAACUGACCAGCUCAGGGGAGUCAUGUGCAAAGAAAAGUAGAGGCAAGACUGGACCUUAAAUCUUAGAAUCUUAGCAGCUGAUGGCCAUUUCUAGACUUGUCAUGAAUGAGAUCUCCUUGAUAUUGUCCAUAUUUUAAGGCACUAAGUAGCUACUACCACUUGGUAGGAAGCCAGGAGGAAUAUAAAUGAAAAGUGACUAGAGAUUAAGAACUCAAUUAAAACAGGAUAUUUAGCAGGGCUUCAGGAAUGAAGGAAGCUAAACCAGUGUUUAUAUAACUGCAUUUCAGGCUAUCUCCAUCAAAAUCACCUGGGCUCCUCGUUAAAAUGAAGACUUCUGGCCCCAUCUCCUGGCCAAAUCUCUUCGGAAGGGACUGGGAAUCUGCAUUUUUAAACAACACACCAGGUGAUUCUCAAAACAGCCUAAAGUGUGAGAACUACUAGAACAGAUAAGUGGGAAAAUGUGCAGAGAG